AUGCAGCCAAUCCCUCCCUAUUUCACCCCUACCAAUCCGGAUGAGUACCUCAUCAACGGACGCCGGGAGAACCACACGGAGAAAGAGUUUCUGAAAGGCAAAUCGACGUUUUGGCAGAUGAAAUACUUUAAGCAGCUGGAUGCGAUGCGAAACCAAACCCUGUAUCGUCUUCGCCGCUCAAUGAACCUCACCGUACCAUACACGGAAGAGGAGCUUCGCCAAGCCGCCCAAAAAAGCACGAGUGAAACGACCGUCUGGGUGGGUCGACCUCGCCACGAGUUCUACACAGCGGACCCGAAAUACUAUUCCGGGCUGUCUCCGAUGCUAAUGGACGGGUUUACGUACUGCGAAGAUGAGACGCUGGUGGUGGAAGCGUUGUUUAACUUGAAAUACAUGUACGUGGUGUCCGGACGAAACAAAACGCGAAUCAGCAUGACGGACACGUGGGUUUGCACACACGCGGGACAGACGGAAACGAAUCACUAUCGCGUGGAUCCCGACAAACACAUCAUCAUCACAGAAUUCAAAUUUAAGAACCAAUGCUCGACAGCGAGCGACACGCAUUACGCAAUUCGAUCCCUUCAGGAAAAUCACUCCUAUUCGCUCGAUCUUGAGUUCCUUCCCGACUUCCGCGCGCAGCGAUUCUAUCUCUCCCUCUGCGUGUUCCUCGAAAACGCGCCGUUAGCGCAGGUGAUCGCGUUUAUCAACCACCAUUUCUUCCAUGGCGUGCAGCACUUCGCGUUCUACAUCAACGGAAAUCUCCCGUAUUGGGAGGAAAAGUUGAGAGCGUAUACCACGCAUGGAAUCAUCGAUCUCAUCGAUUUCACACUGCCCUAUCAUCGUCCGUUCUACGAGCAGCAAGUGAUGAUGAACAGCUGCAAUCGGAGAUAUCGAUACACCACGCAGUUUAUGAUUUUCUGCGAUGUCGACGAGUUUUUCCUGCCCGUCAAUCCGGAUUGGAGAGUGGUCGAUGUCGUGCGAUUGUACGAUUUGGCAUAUCCCAACGUGGAUGGUUUCAGCGUGCGUUUCACAGCGCGAACUGACGUGCGGAAUGACUUUUAUGCGUGUCAGUAUCGCAUUGAGGACUGGCAGAAGUCGAUGCAAAUCCACGAAGUGUGCGAUCGACGAUGCAAAAAAGUGACGAAAGGCGAGCGGCAGAAGACGAUCGUGCGUGUGCGAACCACUCCCUACGUGGAGGUUCAUUUAAUCCGCUAUGGCAAGCGAAUGUACAUCAACCAUAACUUGGAUUUGGUCAUGAUCCACUUCAAGCCUGGCUUCCGCAGACUGCCCUCCGUUCCCAUGUUACAGAAUCCUUUCGUGGAGCAAGCGUUACAUCAUCACGAAACCGUGUAUAAAACAUCGCCAUAUCGCGGAUUCACGACCACCACCGGCUUUCCUUGCUCAGAACGAAAGCUGUACGUCGCAGGCUUCCCUCGCCACACGCCCUCCAGCUUUGCAGACAGAUAUUUCACUCGCCUUUCCAGAAUUUCCGCGACUUCCCGUCGCUGCAUCGCAAAAUCCUCGCUCUCCAGCUUGAUUGGCCUCUUUUCCAACACCACUGCGUACGCGUUUUCGGUCAUCUUCGCUGUCUUCGACGCGUGGAAGCAGAGCUCCAGCACCACCCAGUAG
This is a messenger RNA of Blastocystis hominis, 1629 nucleotides long. RefSeq lists its product as hypothetical. NCBI's taxonomy places the organism in Eukaryota, Bigyra, Opalinata, Blastocystidae. The record is from RefSeq and is a predicted model, not a curated record.